UGCAUAAGUUUACACGGGAUAAGAUAACACAUGUUCAAUUUUUAUGUCAAUAUUACAGUGCACGUUUUAAUAUGGUUAUUGAUAGAACUUCCUGAUUUAGCAAUUUCAAUUGACAAACAUAUUAUUUAUUUUAAUAAGACUACAUUAUUCAUUUAAACUGAAACGAUGACUGUUCUCAUAUUUGUAUAUGGAACUUUGAAAAGUGGAUUACCGAACCAUCACUUAAUCGAAAAUAAAACAGAUGGACUUUGUAUUUCACGGGGAACAGCAACUACAGAGGAGAAAUUCCCGCUUGUGACUGCAACCAGAUACAACGUUCCUUUCAUGUUAUAUGCACCAGGAAAAGGUCAUAAUAUUGAAGGAGAAUUAUAUGAGGUUGACGAAACAAGACUGAAAAGCUUGGAUAAACUUGAAGCACAUCCUCACUUGUACGAGAGACGAGACAUUAUUGUGACAAAAUCUGCUGGACGAGAGGGUUCCGAGAACGCAAUUAAAGUACAGUCGUAUUUUCUUGUUAAAUAUCGACCACUUCUUUUGGACAUGCCAAUGUUAAAAAACUAUGACGGACAAGGUUUUGUAAUUCCGGAAGAACGAAAGGAAAUGAAACAUUGGUGGUCUGAAGUGCACAUGGAUUAUGAUGACGCUUAGAAAGAUAUGUGACAAAUUUAUUGAAAAGUAUUCAAGAUUGUUAUUCAGUCAAACCGAGUCUAUUAUAAUGUUGCUUGGUUCUAUGCUUCCAAAGGAUCUUUUCACAGACUUAAAUUAACUAUCACAACAGCAAGUGCCGUAUGCAUGGCGGCUGUUAAAAGACUCCUCGUGCUUUGACUCAGUGUUGUUAUGUUCUCUGGCCCUUUGCAUUCACCUCAACUGAAAUUCACGCUUUAGCAGGUGCUAGGGGGCUUGAGGGGUGUUACACACUUCAAUAUUUCUCAGGACAGAUUUUUUCAAACCGAGUCUGCUAUUACGUUGCUUGGUUGCGUUCUAUGCUGUCAAAAGGAAUUUUCACAGGUUUUAUGCAUUGUUUUAGUCUAAAUGAUAAAAUUUGUCAGCUUUUGUCAGCCGUCAGUCCUUUCACCGUAUCACUGGAAAGUUGAAGACAAUCAACUUUCUGAGUUCCUGUGACCUAAUAUCGAAUGAAUACACUAAGUAGUGUUAUAUAGCUAUAUACAGCUGUAUACUGUAAUAUUAUGAGCCGACAAUUACAUUUGUUUCCAAAUAGCGGGCCUCCGUAUUAUUGUAUCGGUGUGAAACCAACAUAGAAACCCAAAAUGUUGUUUUGUUUAGGAUAUACUUAAUAUUUAAUUUAGUUUUUGUUUAUUGUUUUUUUUUUAUUUGGAAACAAUUUAUUUUUUAAUUUUGUUGGGUUAAUUGUGUCACUUUGACACAAUUAUAGGUCAUAUGGCGACUUUCCAGCUUCGAUGGUGGAGGAAGACCCCAGGUGCCUGUCCGUGCAUUAUUUCAUCACGAGCGGGCACUUGGGUAGAACCACCGACCUACCGUAAGCCAGCUGGAUGGCUUCCUCACAUGAAGAAUUCAACGCCCCGAGUGAGGCUCGGACCCGCAUCGAUGAGGGGCAAGUGACUUGAAGUAAGCGACUUUAACCACUCGGCAACGGAGGACCUCAAACAACAUUUCAAAUUUUCAUAAAAUAGACUGAUUAUAACUCAUUCUAAGACAAACAAGUGAAUGAAGUAUUGCCAUGCAAUACAAAGUCCCCUACUGGAAGGCACCUAAUUUUCUCUACUGCAGUAUAACAUAAUGAACUGAUAUCUGUCAAUGAUGUAUAAACAAUAUUGUACUAUAUAUACAGUAUGUUAUAAACAAAAGACUUGGAUUAAAAUUUGUAUAUA
Messenger RNA from Mercenaria mercenaria, 1850 nucleotides. Its product is annotated as gamma-glutamylaminecyclotransferase-like. The record is from RefSeq and is a predicted model, not a curated record. The transcript is spliced from 2 exons. Gene Ontology annotation, molecular function: gamma-glutamylaminecyclotransferase activity. Bases 166 to 648 code for a protein of 160 amino acids. Lineage: Eukaryota; Metazoa; Mollusca; Bivalvia; Venerida; Veneridae.